UUUUCUUUUUCCCCUUCUUCUUUUUUUUUUCAAAUUUCCAUGGAAAAUCAUCAACACCAUGGGGUAAUCUCAACGCCAUCACAACAACAGCAACCAUCCAUAUCAACAAACCACAUACAAAAAUCAUCAUCCUCUUCAAGUAAUGAUGGAUUAUCACAUGGCAACACAAUUCCUUCAACAGGCGCCGUACCGACAACAACGACAGGACCCAUCACAAUCAGUAUUGUUGUAGCUUUGACUUUGGUGAUAUGUAUGAUUUUGAAUUGUGGGAGACUUAGGCGACAAGUCGGUCAGCGACGCAAUAAUACACUACCUUCAACGAAAUCAGUAACAUCAGUACAGUCAGAACAACAGCCAUCACAUCAAAAUCAUCAUCAUCAUCAUCGACAGCAACAGCAACAAGAACAACAACCAUCAUUUCCACCAGAAAUGAAUGAAAAGAGAAUUCUACAUCCACCAGCAACUCCUUGGGUAACAUCCUCAACAGUAUCAUCAUCACCAUCGGAUUCACUUUGGUCAUCUAGCUCGACUUUAAAUUCAUCACUACCACCAUUGCAAAAUGAGACUAUACGAAUACAUCGCACGUUGCCGUCUCCAAUUCCUCCCAUUUCUAUUACUGAUCCAUCUCCUCUAGCAUAGACUUACUUAAUCCCCCCUUCUUCACAUCCCCUUCAUCUCUACAUACUCCUUACUUUUUUUUUCAUUCUCUCUGUUUAUAUAUAUAUCUAUAUAUAUUUUUUAUACCCUUUUAUAUUAAAACCAUUCAUUCACAGUAUCAUCCUUGUCAUCAU
This is a messenger RNA of Halteromyces radiatus, 791 nucleotides long. RefSeq lists its product as uncharacterized. The transcript has a single exon. Lineage: Eukaryota; Fungi; Mucoromycota; Mucoromycetes; Mucorales; Cunninghamellaceae. The record is from RefSeq and is a predicted model, not a curated record. The coding region runs from base 40 to 639 and encodes 199 amino acids.